This is a messenger RNA of Penicillium psychrosexuale, 753 nucleotides long. RefSeq lists its product as uncharacterized. The coding region runs from base 1 to 753 and encodes 250 amino acids. The transcript has 4 exons. The record is from RefSeq and is a predicted model, not a curated record. Lineage: Eukaryota; Fungi; Ascomycota; Eurotiomycetes; Eurotiales; Aspergillaceae.
AUGUUGGCUGGAAAAGGCGUUCGUGCCAUUUCCGUGCUGUGGGCAAUGACUUUACUCUCUUUUAUUCUGGUCCCGCUCAGGCUCUACACCCGAGUCUAUAUUGUGAAAGCACUCGGGGUGGAUGACCAUGUCUUCAAUUUGGCCUGGGUAUUCCUCCUCAUCUACACUGUAUUUCUCACGAUUGCUGGUGUGCAUGGAUUCGGACAAUCGAUAAAUGCCUUGGAGAUGGACUCAGCUGUGAAGGCCGUGUAUAACGAAAUGAUUGGACAAACAUUUGCCAUAUUAGGAAUGGCGAUUGCGAAAAUCUCGCUGGGAACUUUCCUGCUUCGUAUUGUUAUCAAGCGAUGGCAUCGCAUUUCCAUAUGGACCUCAAUGAUCAGCUUGUCGAUUGUGUCGGUGAUGACCGCCCUCAUCUUCUGGUUCCAGCGUCUUCCGUCUCGAUCUAUAUGGGAUCGUCGCGUCCCAGGGUAUACUGUUGUCCCAGUCACCCCUUUCUCCGUUAUGCUUGGAUGUAUGUUCGAUAUCUCUUCGACUGCUGGUGUGCUGCCGUGGACUUUUAUUUUGCUCUUCUUGUGGAUCUUCAUUUGGAAUCUUAACAUGAAAGUCAAGGAAAAGAUGUCUAUCGUAAUCAGCUUGAGUCUGGGCUUCAUAGCCUGCAUUUGCGGAAUUAUCCGAACUAUUGACCUGGGCGGGCUGGCCAGCUCCAACUACACCGGUAAGCCACCUCCUCGCGUCUCAAUCCAAUGCCACUAA